AAGCUGUGCCUAGAACUCUUGAAGACAGCCACCUUCCGAGCCUCCUCUCUACUCCUAAUAUUUUCCCUAGUCUCUUCUAACUCAAACAAAAAAGAGUCCCACUAGACUGCUCCAGGCCCCAACCUAUUCAAAACAACCUGGAGUCUUAUAAAUGUUCACAUCGGUCUUCAGUCUUCCUGAGAUACACACAACUUAUCGCUUCUUCCAUCCUUCUCUCUCGUCCAUGCCAUCAUACACAGCAAAGUUCUAGUUAUUCGUAUCACCAUGAAGUUUGAAGCCAACACAGCCAUUUCUUGCUAGCUAGAUCGAAAAAACUCCAUUGAAGCAUACCUUCUACCUACGUCUGAAUGGACCCGUGGAGCGAAAGUGAGGGCAAGAGAGCCCAUGAUCCUAUCUUCCAAUGUUUCAGCCAAAACCAAAAUCACCGCCAACCUGUUGAGAACUGCUGCAAGGAAAGGAGCGUGGAUGCUGUUGUUGCUCGCUCGGAGCGAUGCACAUGUUUCUGGGUUUCAGGGCCAAUUAUCGUGGGUGCGGGACCAUCAGGCCUCGCCGUUGCUGCAUGUCUCAAGGAGAAGGGGAUUGGUAGCCUUAUUCUUGAGCGCUCCAACUGCAUAGCUUCCCUCUGGCAGCUGAAGACAUACGAUCGUCUCAGCCUUCAUCUUCCCCGGAAAUUCUGUGAGCUUCCUCUCAUGCCUUUCCCUGCCGACUACCCUAUCUAUCCCUCGAAGCAGCAGUUUGUAGCCUACUUGGAGAGCUAUGCUGCACGUUUUGGCAUAAGUCCUAUGUACAAUCGCACGGUGGUGCAUGCAGAAUAUGAUGAGCAGCUUCUGCUAUGGCGUGUGAGCACUCGAACUUCUGGCACAAUGGGAGAGGAGGUCCAGUAUGUUUCCGGGUGGCUUAUUGUUGCGACUGGUGAGAACGCUGAAGCUGUGCAGCCAGAUAUUGAUGGCCUACAAGAGUUUCCAGGAACAGUUAUGCACACCAGUGCAUAUAAAAGUGGCAGUGCAUUCGCAGGGAAGCGCGUUCUCGUCGUCGGUUGUGGAAAUUCAGGCAUGGAGGUGUGCUUAGACCUGUGCAAUCACAAUGCAGAACCCCAUAUUGUCGUAAGAGAUGCUGUACACAUCUUGCCCAGGGAGAUGCUGGGUCACUCCACCUUUGGUCUGUCAAUGUGGAUGCUCAAGUGGCUCCCAGUCCACGUUGUGGACCGUAUUCUACUGUGCAUAGCACGGGCCAUCCUUGGGGAUACUGCUCGGCUCGGGCUAAAGCGGCCAGCCUCUGGUCCUCUUGAGCUCAAGUCACUCUCAGGGAAGACCCCGGUCCUUGACGUCGGCACAUUUGCAAAGAUUAAAUCUGGAGAUAUCAAGGUACGACCUGCCAUAAGACGGAUAUCAGGAAGAGAUGUAGAAUUUGCAGACGGUCAGUUGGAGGGUUUUGAUGCCAUUGUGCUUGCAACUGGCUACAAGAGCAAUGUUCCCUUCUGGCUGAAGGACCGAGAGUUAUUUUCUGAAAAAGAUGGCUUGCCAAGAAAAGCAUUUCCAAAUGGGUGGAAGGGUGAGAAUGGCCUAUACUCGGUCGGAUUCACCCGGCGUGGACUGAUGGGGACAUCGGUCGAUGCCAGGAGGAUCGCUUACGACAUCGAGCAGCAAUGGAAGGCCAAAGGGACCCUUCCGGAUGUUUUCCUCUAGCCCUCGUCGCUGUUGUUUGCCAUUGACGACGGGAGCCGUGUGAAUAUUUAGUGGUAGGUUUGGUGAGAGUGAUACACGAUAUUUGCCGACUUCGGGGGUGCGCUUGGAGUUGCCAAAGGGUGUAUGCAAUCUGCUUCUCUGUUGCUUGCUUCUAGUGCUUGUAUAGGGUAUUGUACUGUCAAUUUUUGUGUUGUUUGGUUUUGAUGACUAACCAUCCUAUAGGCAUCCUCGAGGGGGUUAAAACACU
Molecule: messenger RNA, 1932 nt
Organism: Panicum hallii
Lineage: Eukaryota; Viridiplantae; Streptophyta; Magnoliopsida; Poales; Poaceae
Product: indole-3-pyruvate monooxygenase YUCCA2-like
Exons: 4
Coding region: 348-1685 (445 amino acids)
Biological process (GO): auxin biosynthetic process
Molecular function (GO): NADP binding; flavin adenine dinucleotide binding; N,N-dimethylaniline monooxygenase activity
Source: RefSeq, a predicted model, not a curated record